Sarcophilus harrisii (Tasmanian devil) is the source of this 396-nucleotide messenger RNA. Its product is annotated as ubiquitin-like protein 5. The transcript is spliced from 5 exons. Gene Ontology annotation, cellular component: nucleus; cytoplasm. Lineage: Eukaryota; Metazoa; Chordata; Mammalia; Dasyuromorphia; Dasyuridae. The record is from RefSeq and is a predicted model, not a curated record. Gene Ontology annotation, biological process: protein modification process; mRNA splicing, via spliceosome. Bases 98 to 319 code for a protein of 73 amino acids. Gene Ontology annotation, molecular function: protein tag activity; protein binding.
GUGAGAAUUUGCCUCAUUAAGGGCCCGGGGCAAAGGCUGAGUGGGGGGGCGAGGGGGAGUGACUCACAGCCAGGAGCUGCGGAGAAAUCCGGGAGCCAUGAUCGAGGUGGUGUGUAACGACCGGCUGGGCAAGAAGGUCCGUGUGAAGUGCAACACGGAUGACACGAUAGGAGACCUGAAGAAACUGAUUGCGGCGCAGACGGGCACCCGCUGGAACAAGAUCGUCCUGAAGAAGUGGUACACGAUCUUCAAGGACCACGUUUCCCUGGGUGACUAUGAGAUCCACGAUGGAAUGAACUUGGAGCUUUAUUAUCAGUAGGAGCAGCGGGCCUGCUAAUUCUGCCAACUCCCCUCCCCCAUUUUUAAAAUCUCACUAAUAAAAGUAAUUUAAAUGUU